AUGGAACAAACCAAAGCUCUCAACGCCCUUGAGCCUUUUCUGGCCCUGAGCAAGUCCGCCACAUCCCCCCGCGCCGCCGCAGACCUCGUAACCCGCGCGACCUCUAAUCCGAAUACCUUCCUCUUUACCGAGCUUCUUUCGACGCCACAGAUUCAAGCCCUUGCCCAGUCUUCAGAAUUCAUACCUCACCUAACCCUACUCGAGCUCUUCUCCCAUGGCACCUAUGCCGCCUACCUCUCCGCCUCCCAGCAACAACAGCUCCCACAGCUUAAUGACGCCCAGACCCUCAAACUUCGCCAACUCUCGCUCCUAACCCUCGCCCGUGAGCGUUCCAACCUCUCCUAUGCCGCCCUACAAUCCGCUCUCGAUCUCCCCUCCGCCCGCGCUCUUGAAGACCUCAUCAUCUCCGCAAUCUAUGCCGGCUUGUUGGAUGCCACCCUUGACCCACACCGUCAGGUCGUGCAGGUAAACUCCCUCGCCGCCCUUCGCGACCUUGCUCCUGGUGCCGUCCCCCCUAUGAUCCGUGCUUUGCAUGCUUGGUCCGCGCGUUGCGAGUCGACUCUUGGCGACCUCGAGUCUCAGAUCGCCGGUAUCAGGAACGCCGCAGCACGCCUCCAGCGCGAGAAGGCGGAGCAAGAGGCUCGGUUGAUGCGCCUUGUCGAGGAAACCCGCAAAGAUCCGGAUCCGAACUCCCGUAAGCUGGCCGUUGGACACUCGCACGCCGGCGGUGAGCGUAGUGCUGGCAGUGGAUUCCUAGGUCAUACGUCGAGAUCCCAGCGAUACAACAAACGUGGCAGCACAAGCAUGAUGGAUAAUGCCGAAGAGGUUGAUGAUGAAGCAAUGGAUGUGGACGAGGAAGAUGAUGAGCAGGAGAAGAAGCGUGCCAGCCGACGGAAGCUGUAG
Molecule: messenger RNA, 903 nt
Organism: Colletotrichum truncatum
Lineage: Eukaryota; Fungi; Ascomycota; Sordariomycetes; Glomerellales; Glomerellaceae
Product: COP9 signalosome subunit 7 (PCI domain-containing protein)
Cellular component (GO): COP9 signalosome
Source: RefSeq, a predicted model, not a curated record